UUGCCCUGACUUACUCUGUCGCCUUUUGAUAUUAGCUACUCAAGAAUCUUCCCCUCCAGUUUAAUUUCACCUUUAAAAUUCCCAUAGGUGGUGGUACUGGUUUCAUAGGAUCUCGCUUAGGGGAGCUUCUAAUACGUAGCUCUUACACUGUUACAAAUGUAUCGCGUAUGCCUGGCAUUAACAACAUUUCAUGGACAGACCUUGAAUGUACCGGCCUGCUACCCAUGACAAAUGCAGUUGUUAAUUGUGCUGGUCAACAAGUCAUGGAUCUGACUAAAAAAUGGACUCCUGGGUUCAAGCAAAAUGUAGCCAGUUCUCGCAUCUAUACAACUAAAGCACUUGCAAAGGCAGUGAAUACAGCCAAACAUAAACCUAAGGUUUUUGUUCUCAUAACAGGUGUAGGUGCUUAUGAGGCUUCACCAUAUUGUAGGUAUGAUGAAAGCAGUGCUAUUACUGGGAAAGACUUUUUUUCUACUUUGUGCAAAGAUUGGGAAGCUGCAGCCGAUAUAAAACCACCCGUAAGACUUGUAAUAAUUCGGUCUGGCGUGGUUAUUGGCAGAUGGGGUGGUAUGAUCAAGAAUAUGUUUCUACCAUUCUGGCUUGGCUUAGGGGGACGUUUAGGCGAUGGAAAGCAGUUCCUCCCAUGGAUUCACAUUGAUGAUCUUUGUCGAAUGAUACAAUUUGCUAUAGAAUCUAAAAUAGAAGGCAUAGUGAAUGGAGUGGCACCACAAGUCAUUACAAAUGAAGAAUUUACACAGGCUUUUGCAAGAGCCCUAAGACGUCCAGCAUUGUUACCUAUCCCUGAACUACUUCUGAAAUUUUUGUACAACCCAGAACGCGCCCGUAUGUUACUCACUGGACAAUAUGUGAUAUCUAAAAGAGCUGAAGGAAUUGGGUUUAAAUUUCGAUAUAAAACAAUAGAUGAAGCAUGUAAAGAAGUUGCUCGGCUUUACCCACUGAAACUUCCUUUGACUCCAACGUCGUCAUUAUAGCUACACAAACAUCCUAUUGCAAUAGGCUUUCGCAAAUGCUCUCAGAAGACCUGCUAUCCUGCCAGUACCAGAAUUCGUGCUGAACACACUUUUGAACCCUGAACGUGCAAUGAUGUUAACCCAGGGACAGCAUGUUGUACCUAAAAGGGCCCUUGAA
This is a messenger RNA of Hyposmocoma kahamanoa, 1149 nucleotides long. RefSeq names its product epimerase family protein SDR39U1 (gene SDR39U1). The transcript has 5 exons. The record is from RefSeq and is a predicted model, not a curated record. Lineage: Eukaryota; Metazoa; Arthropoda; Insecta; Lepidoptera; Cosmopterigidae. Bases 168 to 992 code for a protein of 274 amino acids.